Molecule: messenger RNA, 807 nt
Organism: Salvia splendens (bonfire salvia)
Lineage: Eukaryota; Viridiplantae; Streptophyta; Magnoliopsida; Lamiales; Lamiaceae
Exons: 2
Coding region: 1-807 (268 amino acids)
Source: RefSeq, a predicted model, not a curated record
AUGGACAUUUUUGGAAAACUGAAACAACUCUGCCGUGAAAGAGUGCGGCAGAAUCUUCUGCACCACCUUCCUCAGCCUCGUGCCGCCGCUAUCGCCCCUCCUCUUCACCCAGCUCUCCGCCGCCCGCCAUCAAAAAGCGGAUCACCAGAAGCCCCACCGGUGAAGCCUCGUGCCGCAUACCAACACGACCUCGUGCCGCAUACCAACACGACCUCGCUCCUCGGCCUCCUCGUCCUCGCCGCCGCCGCCGCUCUCCUACAAAGCUUCACCGGCGGCGAGGAGCGCGCUUGGCUCAUCACCAUACGACGCCGUUUGGAUGCCGCGGUGGUUUGGAUUUUCUCGAUGCAAGUCUGCCUAAGUUUGUGGGUUUACGGAUUUGAGGAAGUCGACGAUGAGUCCCGAAUCGGCGGCGGCGGAGUCCGGAGUGUGGUUGUGGGUUUGGGAUUGCAUGAAGCGGUGGUUUUCUGGCGGCGGUAUGUGGUGAGGCCGGCGGUGGAGGAGGCGGUAUCCGGGCUCCGCGGGGAGGGAUUUGGCUGGGGGGAGAAUGUGUUGUUGGCGGCGGCGUUUGGCUGUCUGUGGUGGCGGAGGUUGAGGGGAGAAGCGGAGGAGCAGCUGGUGGCGAUGGGGAAAGAUAUGGAGGCGGUGGAUGUUGUGGAGUGGUUGUUGUGUUGCUCGAUGGCGGCGGUGGGCGGAGUUAGGGUGGUCAAAGGUUUGUUGUGGGUGGUCAAUGGGAUUUUCCGACGCCAUCCGCGGGUCAACGGAGAGGUCGAUGAUAGUUUAGAUUUGACAAUAAAGAUUGAAAGUUGA